Oldenlandia corymbosa var. corymbosa is the source of this 1880-nucleotide messenger RNA. NCBI's taxonomy places the organism in Eukaryota, Viridiplantae, Streptophyta, Magnoliopsida, Gentianales, Rubiaceae. The record is from the annotation of a GenBank genome assembly.
AGGUUUUACCGUGGGGAAAAAGGAAUGAACACGAAAAAGAAGAACCUUCCGUCGUCCUCUCAGUUUAACGAAAUCUGAUUUCAAUUAUUGUCGUGACCCAACGAUUUUCGCAACCGAUCGAAGAAAUGGGCGGGCCGGCUCAAGCUCUGAAGAGAAUUCCUCGCAUCAAAUUUCCUCCCAGACAUCCUAAACCCUCCGGUGCCGGAUCUGCAUCAGGGACUCAAGCAACAGCUUCAUCAGUAAAUCCUCCUCAAGGUUUCUUUUCAAGGCCCCCUAGUAUGACUCCAGGUGGAAAGGCCUCUGACCAGCCAAAACGAACUCCAUUGUCCCAAGAGGAGAUUGAGGCCAUCCUGUUGGGUGGCAGCGGUCUGUGAAGUAGCAUGAAUCCCCGUGGACGGACAUAUGCCAACAACAUUUUUGUGGAUUUUUUGUUUAUAUUUCCUGGGGAAUUUGACAUUGUAUGUCACUGAAAGCAAAUUACUUUGUACUAAUUUAAGAUAAGAGAAUUUGGUCUACUUUGUUAUCCCUGGAAAUUGAUAUUUGCAUAUGUGAUAAAAUGCUACUUUCUGCGAUGUACUUUUGAUGUAACUGGUGCUUGACUGCUUGCUGAAUUUGGUUGAUAACAAUCGUGAGAGAAAAAUUGGUGUUCUUAUUCCGGAACCUUGUUUCUGCAUUUUAGUUAGGCAGUGAUUUUGAAUCCUUCAGCGUAUCUCGGCAACUCGGAUUUCUGCAUGAAAACGGUAAAACCAGGUCUACAGCUAGAGAAGCAAUGCAUACUACUUAUUAUAGUCCUCGAAACACCAGUUCAAAAUGUUCUCAUGCUCCAUAAUUUACAGGAUGAUGAUCUAUAUAGACAUAUGCAGGAGAGAACUAACUAGACUCUGAACUUGAACUUGCCCUCUUCUCUAAGAUUUUCUCCAGUACUGCAGACCUGGGGUUAACCAUUGGUGGCCCUUUCUCGCGGCGUUCGAGCUCUUCAAGACGAAAAGUUAUCAACCGAUCCCAAACACCGCCUUCGAAAAGAACGCCAGCUUUGCCAUCAGUGAUCCUCUGGAUAUUUCCACAGUACAUAUAAUAUGGACUGUUGGGAUUCUUCACAAUCACUAUCAUUCCAGGCAACAAAAUCGGGAAUUCUGGCGGCUUCGGCUUCUUGACUAGACUCUGGUUAAACCCAACUGCUGUUGCUGCUUGUGCUUUUGUUUUCUUUGGAGGCGGUGGGUUUUCUUUAAGGAAUUUCUGGAGUCCUUUUUCUCCCCCUGGAAAUCCACCAGUUAAUCCCUGUAACUCCUUUUCAAAUCCCUCUUCCGGAACACUUAAACUUGUGGAUGAUGAUGAAACUUGGGACUCCUCUUCUGUUUCUGGAUUCUUAACGUUGUCUGCUGGAGCCGUUUCCAAUGGUGUAACACUCUUCUUGAGUUCCUCCUGAAGUCCUGCUUCUCCAUUGCAAAGGCCUCUGCCUCCUAGGAUUUCAAGAGGGUUGAAUUUUGCCAUUGAAACAAUGUGAAUUUGUUUUGGAGAUGAAGAAGAACCAUUUUUGUGGGUGGAACUGGGUAAUAAGUUGGUAUUGGGAUGGCCAAGAAAUGUGGAUUUCUGAAGGAGGGCUCCUUGAAGGAAUGAAGAUGCCAUAACUUUCUUUCUAGUUGAAUCAAAAUAAUGGCAGAUUGGGCAGGCUUUUGAUUUGAAGUUGGAAUUGAGGAGAAGAGGAGAAUAACCUAAAAGAUUGUCUUAUGAAUACUGGCCACAAAUUUGAUAUUCGUUUGUCCUAUCAUUUGACAUUGUGCUUCAGCUACCAAUUAACUUUGGGUUGGGUACUAUUGACGUGUCAUGCUCUGCUGGGAAUCUACUUUAUUCACUUAUUUUUUGAAUAUUUAUUCUAUCAC